AUACAACUGAACAAUAAAUCUGUUAACUAUACUUAUACGGUGUACCUAUUUGCUAUUAACUACUACUUGAUAGUGCGAACAAUUCUGAAAAUUUGUUAUAUUUGUUCAACUAAACGCGGAAAUAAAAAUUACCAAAAAAUGUCUUUUUUAAGUCCCUUUAUACGUAAUCCAGUAACUGACUUUACUGGUCCAUUACUAAGCGCUCAAUUUGGUCUACGUUGUGCUGAUUUUGAAAUGAAAAUGGUAAAUUGCUUUGAAGCUUAUGGUCAUCCAUUGGCUAUUGAAAAAUGUGAGGUGUAUUAUGAAGAUUUUAAAGAGUGUUGUACUAGAGAAAAACAAAUGACCAGAGUACAAACUAUUCAAAAAGAACGAGCAUUGCAAGCUAAACGUCAAGGAAAGGAAGAAGACUUUGAAAACCCACCAGUUAUGCACACAUACUAAAUUUUUCAUAAUUGUGUAGCCUGAAAAGUUAUUAUUUUAAAUAAAAUGUGUGUAGAAUGUUUAAAACUGUUGUAAUUUUAAUAAUAGUCAUUCAAUUUUGUACAAAUAGUUAUCCUUAAUGUUACAUUGGAUUAUAAAACAACAUAAAAAAAAAUUAAUUUCCA
This is a messenger RNA of Adelges cooleyi (spruce gall adelgid), 605 nucleotides long. It is a transcript of the gene ND-15, whose product is annotated as NADH dehydrogenase [ubiquinone] iron-sulfur protein 5. Bases 139 to 441 code for a protein of 100 amino acids. The transcript is spliced from 2 exons. The record is from RefSeq and is a predicted model, not a curated record. Lineage: Eukaryota; Metazoa; Arthropoda; Insecta; Hemiptera; Adelgidae.